CUUAACGCACGUAACAUUUCAUGAUACUAAACAAUCGAAUAAGAAACUAGACUUAACAUAUUUAAUGAUAUCAAAAUAUAAAAUUUCAGUACCUCGGUCAAUUAAAUGUUAUAUAUUUUUUAUUAUUAUUUGAGCUUCGUGACUUUUUACAAAAUCGAACAAUAUUUGUUCAUUUUCAUUGGUCCAAGUUACGUUUGAAAACAUUGCUUUUGAUUACAUAUUGACCAAUAUAGGUACCGUACGUCAUGCAAUUGCAGUGGUGUAUUUACGGGGAGGGGGGGGGGGGGUUCCCGGGUCUCGACCCCCCCAGAAAAAAAUUUAAAAAGUCAAAAAAACUUGGUACGUAGGUACCGAGAAAGAGAAUAUUAAUUUUAUAUUAUGGGUUUUUACUUUGAUUUAACUUAUGGUUAUUUUUGUCGCGUCGUUUGAUAUUGAAAUUAAAAUUCCGAGAUUAACAAAAAAACAAACUAAUAGAUACAAUAAACCAUUAAAUACUCCGGAACAAUAUUAUCGAGGAUCAAUUUUUAUUCCUUAUCUUGACAAAUGUAUUACAGAGUUAGAAGAAAGGUUCAAUGUUCAUCGAUCGAUUUUAUCAGGUUUCGAUUCUCUAUUUAGGGAAAAUGGUCCCAUCGAAGAUAUUAUAAUUCUUUCAAAUAAAUAUAUUGAAGAUUUGCAGAAUGAUGGAUCUCAAAAUCAAAUUAUUGAAGCAGAAUACAAAUUAUGGCAGAGAAAACUCAUACAAACAACAGAGAAACCAAAUAAUGCUCUAGAGGCUAUGGCUAUGUGUAACCAGUCAAUUUAUCCAAACAUAUAUAAACUUCUUCAAAUCUUAGUCACGCUACCUAUUUCCUCUGCAACAAAUGAAAGAACAUUUUCAAAUUUAAAAAGAAUAAAAACGUAUCUAAGGAAUUCCAUGUCAGAGGGAAGAUUGAACGGUUUAGCGAUGUUAUCAAUAAAUAAAAACUACUCAAUAAAACCGGAAGAAGUUAUUGAAGAACUGGCGAGGAAAAAAAGACGUUUACCUUUUUUAUUAUAA
Molecule: messenger RNA, 1036 nt
Organism: Sipha flava (yellow sugarcane aphid)
Lineage: Eukaryota; Metazoa; Arthropoda; Insecta; Hemiptera; Aphididae
Product: 52 kDa repressor of the inhibitor of the protein kinase-like
Exons: 2
Coding region: 404-1036 (210 amino acids)
Molecular function (GO): protein dimerization activity
Source: RefSeq, a predicted model, not a curated record